AUGGGCGACGAUACAGCAAAGCCUGCCUCCUCAUCCUUGUCUUCCCAGCAACAUAGCAUCGCCAACGCGAAUGAUAUCGGCUCACAGCUGUGUCGAGCAGCGACUCCAGGGCCAUCCGGGCCACCGGAACCAUCACUAGGGACGCCCUCUGUUCCUGUAUUCAACCAGAAUGACGCUGUCGCGUCGCAUACAAGCACCCCGUUGAAGUCUUCACAGAAAGGAGUUUCAGCGACUCCGACGACUGCGAGACCGUUUCCCAUGUCGCCGCCUUCCCAGUCCGUUAUGUUGGAGCCAGACGAGCUCGAAGUGCCCCCUACUGUUGACGACGACGACGAUGACCUACCAUCAGUAUCGCAGCUGUCGCAGCUGGUGGCAAGCACACGGCCUGGUUUCACCAAGGACGAAACUCCGGAACCAUUCAUCUCUGCUCCCUUUGCCUCCACGCCCAAACGCUCUCAAUCCCAGAGGUCGCCCAUCAAAGUUCCACUGAAACCUUCGCCUGAAAUAAUUUCUAUCUCAUCUUCCCCUGCUAGUCCUCCCAAAAGUCUUAGCCAGACCAACAAGCCAGGAUCCCAGAAGCGCAAACAAGACGAUGGCGAUCGUAGUAUUACUGCUUCUGAGCAAUCUGCGAAGAAGCAGAAAGUCAAAGCUGCUAGGCGCCCGACUACGUAUAAACACCAGGUUCACUGGGAGUUGGACGGAAAUGUCGUGAUUAGGAUCAAGAAGACGCUUUUCAGACUGCAUCGGAGCGUAGUGAGGCAUAGCGAAUGGUUGUCUAAGCGGUUCGAGGCGGAGCCGAACGGUUUUGAGGGUAAAGAUCCGAUAUAUAAUGUCGAAGAGGAAGAUGGGGUCGCGGUGGAAGACUUUGAGGUUCUCUUGGACGCGAUGGAUGACGCUAUCACCUACUUCUAUAACCCUCCUGACUUUUUCACUGUCGCUUCUAUCUAUCGCGCCUCCAAUGCACUCUCCUUCCCUCGCUUCCGAGACUGGGCGACACGAUACCUCGAAGAAAUGUGGCCUUCCUCCCUGUCUAAAGUAACCAUUAAUCCAAUCAGCCAUGCUUCCGCCGCCGUCAUACUUGCGCGCGAAUGCGGCCUCAAGAGUAUCCGCAAACGAGCGUUGUACGAACUCGUGCGCCUCGCUGGGUUCGGCCAAGACGAUUCAGACGACGAGCCAGACGAACCUAGGUCCAGGAGAUCCCGCGCUACGAUCUCUUCAUCCGACUACAGGCAUCUGGUUCGCGCUCGGGAGAUGCUCACCUCCGCAUGGACCACCCGGAUUGCUACUGCCACUUUUGGCAUCGAGGGUAGGUGUGUCUUCGGGAAUCUGAGGUGUACGGCUACGAAUGUGAGCUUGGUUGCCUCGAGGCACCAGGAGAUGGUCGGUUCGUCGGGGUUGUUCGAAAUGUAUUUGAGGGACCCGAUUUGUGGGACUCAGGCGCUGAUGGAGUUGGAUUGGGCCAAGGUGGGGUAUUGCAAAGCCUGUGUGGAUCAGAGGAUUGUGGUGUGGACGAAGGCGAGGGAGAGGAUGUGGGAGGAUUUGGAUAUUUGGUUGGGGCUGGAUAAGUGCUGA
This is a messenger RNA of Desarmillaria tabescens, 1572 nucleotides long. RefSeq lists its product as uncharacterized. The transcript is spliced from 5 exons. The coding region runs from base 1 to 1572 and encodes 523 amino acids. Lineage: Eukaryota; Fungi; Basidiomycota; Agaricomycetes; Agaricales; Physalacriaceae. The record is from RefSeq and is a predicted model, not a curated record.